Molecule: messenger RNA, 2025 nt
Organism: Juglans regia (Persian walnut)
Lineage: Eukaryota; Viridiplantae; Streptophyta; Magnoliopsida; Fagales; Juglandaceae
Product: ethylene-responsive transcription factor CRF4-like
Exons: 1
Coding region: 674-1762 (362 amino acids)
Biological process (GO): regulation of DNA-templated transcription
Molecular function (GO): DNA binding; DNA-binding transcription factor activity
Source: RefSeq, a predicted model, not a curated record
ACCUCAACUCUUCUUUCUUUUUGUGAAGCACAAAGCAGUUUUCCACUCUCUCCCGACUUCCUCACUCUCAAACCUUUGCCUUUUUCUCGCACACACUUGCAAAUUAAAGGGUAUAUUUACCUAUUACCUCCUCCUCGAACUCCUUCCAUUUCUUCCUUUUAGAUUUUGCUUGGUUUCCAAGAGAGCAGAGAGAGAUCUUUUGGGGGGUGUGUGUGAUUGUCCAGCCAUAUUUCCAUACAUAUUUCUCAGACGGAUACCAAAAGAUGCUCCUUCCUACUUUCUGUGCAGUGCAGAUACAGCUUAGUGGUGAAUCCAGCCACUUAUUAAUUUGUUUCCUUCUUGCUUUUGCUUGAGUUCCUCUAUAGACUUUAUUGCCUUGUUAAGAGGCAUAUUUAUUAGUCCCCUCUGUGAUUUUCCUCGGUGGGAAUUUCUUUCUCCCUCUGUUCUCCUAUCUUUCUCUCUUUCUUGAUGGGCUUCGAGAUUUAAACAGUAUUUUUUCGACGCUUUUUGUUUCAAAUCCACCUUUUUAAUGUCUUUGCGGCAGGUUUCUCAAUCACAAUUGUCCCUAAUCUUCUUGUUCACAGCUCUUUCGCUUUCUUUGACAUCUUUAUCUUCUUUUUCAUUGAAAAGAAUCUCGUAGGAGAGACAACUAAUACUGAGAGGAAGGAAAAGCAUGGACCAAGACCAAGGUAUCCUAUGCCCAGUCAAAUUCACAGAGCACCGAAACGUUACCAAAAAGCUCACAAAGCCGGGACAUGUAGUAUCUGAUGGCCACCGGAAACGACAAGCUGUAGACCCAAAUGCCCCGAGAGUCGUUCGUAUUUCGGUGACCGACCCCGACGCCACGGACUCGUCCAGUGACGAGGAGGACGAGGUAGUGUUCUUCUUCGGCCGGCAACGUGUGAAGCGGUACGUGAACGAGAUCAACAUCGAGUCCGGCUGCAAAACCAACGCCAUUUCGAAAGCACGAAAACGACCCGCCGGAGGGUCACCGACCUGCCGGCGGCCACCGAAAAUAGCUCCGACGAACGGUAGGAAGUUUCGAGGUGUACGACAACGGCCUUGGGGCAAAUGGGCGGCCGAGAUUCGGGAUCCCGUGAGACGUGUACGGCUAUGGUUGGGGACUUACGACACUGCCGAGGAGGCUGCCAUGGUUUACGAUAACGCGGCUAUUAAGCUUCGAGGCCCGGACGCUUCAACCAACUUUGUCACUCCACCGCCACCGAAAGAAAUGCCCGAAGUAAAUGUGCCUUCUGUCUCGUGCGAUGAUUCGAGCGACGAGUCUCUAAGUCACAGUCAUAGUCUCUCUUCUCCGACGUCUGUUCUUCAUCGUUACAUAGCUCAUUCAUGUAGUGAAGAAGUCCAACCCACAAAACAAGAAAAAGAACAAGAACCAGAGCAGCAGCAGCAGCAACAAGAAUCAAUUAAGAAACCAGUGGGAAAGUGUAAACGAGAAAAACUAGAUGGGGAGGAAGUGUUUCGAGAAUGUCAAGCCGAGAUGAGUCUCUCUGAUGACCCGGGUAUCGCCGAUUAUCUACAGCUCGAGUUUCCGUCGUGCUACGAAGAUCUCUUUAACUACUCCGAGCCGUCGCUUCUUUUCGAAGACCCGAUGCCGAGAGAUAUCCCGAUGGACGAUUUCGGUCUCUUGUUCGGUGAUAACAGAAACGAAAGUUACGGGUCCUCAUCAAUGGUGAACCCGAACCAAGGAGACGAUUAUUUCCAAGACAUCUUGUUGAGUUCAGACCCUCUUGUGGUCCUCUAAUGGAGUGAAAACAGAGAGGGAUGAGUGUGGUUGUCGGUUGCCGCCUUUGGCUGGCCGAUUUAUCGGCAGAUUUUGUUCCGGUUGUAACCAGAAGUAUCGGGUACUUUUGAUUGUACUCUAAUAUUUAUUAUGGACUAUUGAGCAUUAGUUACGUAUUCGUUUAAAUAUAGAUUACGGAUAAACAGAGUGAAGUUUUGUUUUUGUAUCUUAUCUUUCUUGCUGUAUUUGUAAGACUACUAUUGAGUGUAUAACUUUCAGCAAAU